AUGUAUGUUGCUAAUGAAGACAGUAUGUCAUCAUCGGAAGAUGUAAAGUUAAAAACACGUUUCCAAGGGCAAGUGUUGGUUUUGUAUGCGAAAAUCCCACUACGAAUGGAAUCAUUUUUGAACAGUUUGCGAGAAGCUUGCAAGCAGACUUAUAAUCAGCCAAUUACGGUCAAAUGGAUUGAUGAGGAAGGUGAUCCCUGUACAAUAUCAUCUCAGCGCGAAUUAGAUGAAGCGAUACGUUUAUUGCAUGCGAAUGGCGAAGCAGAACUUAAUGUACAUGUUUUCCUUGGCAUUCCUCCUUUGCCUGGUCUUCCUUGCCAUGGAGAAGAUAAAACGGUGUACCGAAGAGGAGCACGUCGCUGGAAGAAAUUUUAUCAUGUCAAUGGACAUCGAUUUCAAGCUAAGAGGCUUAAUCGAAGAGUACAAUGCUUCUUUUGCAAUGAUUACAUUUGGGGUCUCGGGCGACAAGGAUACCGAUGUGCUGAUUGCCGUCUUUGUGUCCAUAAAAAAUGUCAUAGAGCUGUACGACAACCGUGUGGUGAUAACAAUAGUGGUAUAGCGGUUAUGCCAUCACCUUCUGCACCCCUAAUUGCACCAAAAUUUAAUGGAACCACAAUGGAUCGUAUUGGACUUGAUAAUCACGCAUUCAAGGAAUCAGAAAUUGAAGCUGAACAUAUGACUGUUCAACAAGGUUUAGCAGAACGUCGAACCGGUGGUGUAUCAGCAAAAAGUUCAAAAUGGGCGGUUUCUUUGAAUGACUUCAAUCUUUUAACUGUGAUUGGAAGGGGUUCCUAUGCGAAAGUUAUUCAGGCAGAGCAUAAAAAGACAGGUGCAGUAUAUGCAAUAAAGAUCAUCAAAAAACAAAUGUUUAGUGAUGAUGAGGAUAUCGACUGGGUACAAACGGAGAAAUCGGUUUUUGAAACAGCAUCAAACCAUCCAUUUCUUGUUGGACUUCAUUCGUGUUUUCAGGCAAAUACUGAUUCACGGUUGUUUUUUGUUAUCGAAUUUGUUCCUGGUGGUGAUUUAAUGUUCCACAUGCAAAGACAGCGCAAAUUACCUGAAGAUCAUGCCAGGUUUUAUUCAGCGGAAAUAAUAGUAGCUUUACAUUUUCUACAUUCGCGAGGGAUAAUCUAUCGCGAUUUGAAGCUCGAUAAUGUUUUGAUAGAUGCCGAAGGACAUAUUAAGCUUACUGAUUAUGGCAUGUGCAAGGAAAAUAUUGGACCAGGCGAUGUUACCAGUACAUUCUGUGGUACACCAAAUUAUAUUGCUCCUGAAAUUUUGAGAGGAGAAGAUUAUGGUUUUAGCGUAGAUUGGUGGGCACUUGGUGUACUGAUGUAUGAAAUGAUGGCCGGUCGUUCACCAUUUGAUGUAGUUGGUAUGGUUGGAGAUGUGGAACAAAAUACGGAAGACUAUUUGUUUCAAAUCAUUCUUGAAAAGCAAAUACGAAUUCCGAGAUCGCUUUCGGUGAAAGCUGCUGCUAUUCUGAAAGGUUUUUUAAAUAAAGAUCCAAGUGAACGGCUGGGAUGUAAUUUAAAUAUUGAUGAAGCAUUGGAAGAAAUGAAAAGUCAUGCUUUUUUUCGGACGAGCAUCGACUGGGAAUUACUGGAAGGACGACAAGUGACACCUCCUUAUAAUCCAUCUGUUUCCAGUGACCGUGAUUUGCAGCAUUUCGACACAACGUUUACUGAUGAGGCUCCAAAUCUCACACCGGAUGACCCGUGA
This is a messenger RNA of Acanthocheilonema viteae, 1722 nucleotides long. NCBI's taxonomy places the organism in Eukaryota, Metazoa, Nematoda, Chromadorea, Rhabditida, Onchocercidae. The record is from the annotation of a GenBank genome assembly.